AUGGCUUAUUUACAUGGCGGACAUGCAGGAAGCUGUCAGUGUAUAAGCCACGUGCGGCUGCAGGCUGGUGUGUGAAUCGUUAGUUGUGUUUUUAAACCUGCUAGCUGGGACCUCAUAAUUGAAGACCACUGAAGAGGCCCCCCCGAAAGCGUCGUUUAGGUGCCUUGCAACUCAAAAGACGAACCAGCUGAAGCCACCUGAAAAUGAGGAUCUUCAUCGUUCUACUCUUGUUUCCCAGCAUCCGAGCAGCCUGUCCGGACAGAGAGCCUGGCCUUCAUCCCUGGACCCCUGGGCACAGGGAGACCCACCGCGUCACCAUCGGUCCUGGUCAGAGAGUGCUCCUCACGUCCUCGGCCACAGUGCAUUCCAUAGAGAUCGUUGAUGGAGGAAAGCUUGUGAUCGCUGAUACCAACCAACCCAUAGUUCUACGGACAAAACACAUACUAAUUGGGAACAAGGGGGAGCUUCACAUUGGGAGCCCAGUUUGCCCAUACAAAGGCAACCUCACUGUCAUCCUGUAUGGAAGAUCUGAUGACACUGACACUGCUCACAGUUACUUUGGCCGGAAGUACAUCGGGGUGGGUACAGGAGGAACUCUCGAGAUCCACGGGGAGAAGAAGCUGGCUUGGACCUUCCUGAACCGAACGCUGCAUCCAGGAGAGACGAAUGAAACCAACUAUUAUUUUGAGAGAGGUUGGGGUAACAGGGGCAUCAUCGUCCACGUCAUCGAUCCCACGACGGGGGAUGUUCUCCACUUUGACAGGUUUGACACAUAUAGGAGCAAAGACGAGAGCCGGCGUCUGGCCCAGUAUGUGGAGGCGGUGGACGACGGCAUGAUUAUGGCUGUGGUGGUGAAUGACGAGGGAUCCAAUAACCUCGAGGACUUGGCGAAGAAGGCCAUGACGAAGCUUGGAAGCCAGCACUUCCACCGACUGGGCUUUCGACACCCCUGGACCUUCAUUACAGUCAAAGGAGACUCAUCAUCCUCCACGGAAGAUCACGCCAUCUACCAAGGCACCAAGGCUUCUUCAGAAGCUCAAAGUUCACGUGUCUUCCAGUCGGUGUACGGUGACCACUUCACCAUCACUGCCACCAGCCAGUGGAUGCAAGAGGCCGAGUGGACCGAUUGGUUCAACCGGGACGACGAGAGGGGGACUGGGGACUGGGAGAAACUGGCUGACAUCCACAAGGCUUUUCCCGAUCGGACCUGCAACAGUCCCCUGGACAUUGAGGUGGGGACCCGGGAUGGGGUGCCUUCCAACCUGACUGGAGAAAUCUUCUACAAGAUUGACAGGAGCUAUGGAUUUGUGUGUCUCAAUAAAGAUCAGACAGAUGGGAUGUGUCAGGACUACAGAGUACGUUUUCUCUGUGGGAAACUCGUGAGGCCACAGGCUACCAUCACCAUCGACACGCACUCCAACAGCAGUAUCCUGGAGCUGGCAGAUGACGGCAGCAGCUGGAGAGCCGGAGACACGGUGGUGGUAUCCAGCACGGACUUCUCUAUGCAUCAGGCUGAGGAGUUUCCAGUCCUCCCUUGUCCUGCCUGUGCGCCCAACCAGGUCAAGGUCCAAGGGAAGGCAGCCCACCUACACAUGGGCGAGGUGGUGGACGGGGUGGACAUGAGGGCGGAGGUGGGCCUUCUCAGCAGGAACAUCCAGAUCCGGGGCGAGAUGGAGCCCCAGUGCUACGGCAGCGAGGCCUGCAAGUUCUUCAGCUUCGACACCUUCGGCGGACACCUUAAGGUGGAGCGCGGAUUCCGGGCAGUGCACGUGGAGGGGGUGGAGCUCCAGCACAUGGGCCAGCAGUCCAUGGGGCACUACCCCGUGCACUUCCACAUGAACGGUGACGUGGACCAGCGUGGAGGCUACGACCCACCCACCUAUGUGCGUGACCUGUCCAUUCACCACACCUUCUCCCGCUGCGUCACCGUGCACGGCACCAACGGGCUGCUGGUGAAGGACGUGGUAGGCUAUGACGCCCUGGGUCAUUGCUUCUUCACCGAGGACGGUCCCGAGGAGAGGAACACCUUCGACCACUGCCUGGGGUUGAUGGUGAAGGCGGGAACCCUGCUGCCCUCUGACCGUGACAGCCGCAUGUGCCGGGACAUCACCAAUGGCGCUUACCCGGGCUACGUGGCCAACCCGCGCCAGGACUGCAGUGCCACGUCCACCUUCUGGAUAGCUAACCCCAACAACAACCUAAUCAACUGUGCGGCAGCGGGCUCUGAGGAGACCGGCUUCUGGUUCAUCUUCCACCAUGUUGCCACCGGGCCCUCUGAGGGCAUGUACUCCCCAGGCCGCACAGAGCACACCCCCAUGGGACUCUUUCAGAACAACCGCGCACACUCCAAUUUCAGGGCCGGACUGAUGCUGGACAACGGAGUGAAAACGACAGAAGCCAACGCUAAAGACAAGAGACCCUUCCUCUCGCUGGUAGGGGCCAGGUACGGGCCGCACCAGGACUCGGAUCCCUUUAAGCCCCGUGUUCCUGCCCUGAUCCAUCACUUCAUUGCCUACAAGAACCAGGACCAUGGGGCCUGGCUGCGUGGAGGAGACGUCUGGUUAGAUGACUGCCAAUUUGCUGAUAAUGGAAUUGGCCUGACGCUUGCAAGUGGGGGGACCUUCCCCGACGAUGACGGCUCACGGCAGGAGGUGAGGAACUCCCUGUUUGUGGGGGAGAGCGAGAACAGGGGGACGUCUGAGCCGGACAGCCAGAACUGGGGGCCCGGAGGCCCGGAUCUGACUGGCAGAGCCCUCCCCAGAGGAGUGGAUUUCCCCAUCCGCGGCAUGCAGAUCUACGACGGGCCCAUCAACGUGCAGAACUGCACCUUUCGCAAGUACGUGGCCCUGGAGGGCCGCCACACCAGCGCGCUGGGCUUCCGCCUCAACAACUCCUGGCAGAGCUGCCCCAACAACAACGUCAGCGACAUCACCUUCGACAACGUCCCGAUCACGUCGCGGGUUUUCUUUGGGGAACCCGGCCCCUGGUUCAACAAGAUGCAGCUGGAUGGCGACAAGACCACCAUCUUCCACGACAUAGACGGCUCGGUCAGCGAGUACCCGGGCGCUUUCCUGGUGAAGGAGGACAACUGGCUCUUGCGCCACCCAGACUGCAUCGACGUGCCCGACUGGCGGGCAGCGAUAUGCAGUGGGCAUUAUGCUCAGGUAUAUAUCCAGACACGAGACCCGGCAAACCUGAGCAUGAGGAUGUUCAAGGACGAGUACCCAGAUCAUCCUCUGGUCCUGGAGGGGGCCCUUGGGAAGAAGAACCAUUACCAGCAGUACCAGCCCGUGGUGAUGCUGGGGAAGGGCUACACGGUGCACUGGAGUGGGGCCGCCCCCGCCGAGGUCACCGUGUGGCUCAUUAACUUCGGCAGGGACGACUGGAUCAAUGUGGGUUUCUGCUAUCCCAGAGGGACCACGUUCACCAUCAUCUCUGAUAUUCACAAUCGCCUGACCAAACAGACCAGGAAGACUGGCGUCUUCCUCAGGACCCUGCAGAGGAACAAAGUGGAACACUCUCACCAGAACCGCGGCUACUAUUACUGGGAGGAAGACACUGGACUCCUCUUCCUGAAAGUCAAAGCCCACAACGACAAGGAGGACUUUGCCUUCUGCUCUCUGAAGGGCUGUGAGCGUGUAAAAAUCAAGGCCGUCAUACCCAAGGGCAGCGGCCCCAGCGAUUGCGUGACCCAGGCCUACCCCAAGUACGCCGAGAUGCCCGUCGUGGACGUGCCCCUCCCCCAGAAGCUGCCCGGCGUGCCGCAGAACAAAGUGACAGAACACUUCCUGGAGGUCAAACUGGAGUCGUUCAACACUCGCUUCUUCCAUAUCAAGGAGGACUUUGCCUACGCGGAGGUGAACGGGAAGAAGAUGUACCAACCCGAGGAAGGCGUACAGCUGACGGUCAUCGACGGUCAACGUGGCAACGUGCUGGACAAGAAAAGCUUCAGAAAUUCCCUCCUACUGGGCAUCCCUGCGCAGAUUGAGAGCUACGUGUCGGGCCUCACAGACGAAUCCAUAGUAAUGAUCACCUCCAAAGGCCGUCUCGUCACCAAAGGACCUUGGACCAAAAUCCUUCAGCAGCUUGGAGCAGAGAAGAAUGUCAAGUUGAAAGAUAAACUGGCGUUUGUCGGCUUUAAAGGCAACUACAAGCCCGACUGGGUAAAACUGGUGACGGAUGAAGACAAGGCCAAAAUCCAUCAAGUUAUGCCCAUCCCCGUGGUGAAGAAGAUGAAACUAUGAAACUGCAGGGGGGGGGUCAACAAUGGUGGUGGUGGGAGCUGAGGAAUGUAGAAAGAGGUGUUUCUCUACAAUCUCAUCCCCACUAUCACCGUGGCCCAAGAAAACAGCGUGAAAACCUGCAGGGUGCACAAACAGGACUACUGAACGUGAGAACUUACCCAGCAUGCAUUAGUGUCGCCUAGCUUCCUUGGCGGUUGCUCGUGAUAUACAAUGUGACAAUGUGGACGUGAGUGAUUCAACCGUAACGUUCAUUGAAUGUACCCGACUGAAGACGAGAACAUUCCUUGUGUCGUCCUGCUCAGUAGUGUUAACCUUGGUCCCCUUCUUGGACCACAAUUAUUUUAUGCUGCGUGGGAUUUCUCCUGUAAUAGUGUGACAUUUUUCAUAACUGUUUCAUAUCAGAUUCUGUGGACCAUUUGUAUAUGUUGUAAACUUGUAAACUGUAAAAAUCUGAACAUUUUAAACAUAAUUCUUGAGGCCAUUUUGAUCAAAAAUGAACCAAACCAAUCUGACAAAUUUUAUCAUCUUUGAAUCCCAGAUUCACAUUAUUGUAACUUGGCCUACUAAAAGAUUUCCCUGUAUAAUUUGCAGUUUGGCAAGAAUCAGGAAUCUCAUUUCCCUUUGCCGAAAUAGCUGGUCUUUUUUCGGAAAUUAUAGCGGUUAGUGUUUUGUAUGUUACAUAUGUUUCUAAAAAAAAAAAAAAACAACAAAUUCAUAACAGAGAUAUAUUUUAUAAUUAUUUAUU
Paramormyrops kingsleyae is the source of this 4989-nucleotide messenger RNA. Its product is annotated as cell migration inducing hyaluronidase 1. The record is from RefSeq and is a predicted model, not a curated record. NCBI's taxonomy places the organism in Eukaryota, Metazoa, Chordata, Actinopteri, Osteoglossiformes, Mormyridae.